Molecule: messenger RNA, 4369 nt
Organism: Eruca vesicaria subsp. sativa (arugula)
Lineage: Eukaryota; Viridiplantae; Streptophyta; Magnoliopsida; Brassicales; Brassicaceae
Source: the annotation of a GenBank genome assembly
AUGAAGCGGAUUAGAGAUGAUGUGUACUCCUCUGGGUCUCAAUUCAAACGUCCUUUGUCUUCUUCACGAGGCGAAUCAUAUGUGCAAUCUCCAGUCCCUGGUGAUGGGGGAGUAAACUCUCAGAAGUUGACAACAGAUGAUGCUUUGUCUUACUUGAAAGAUGUUAAAGAGAUGUUUCAGGAUCAAAGGGAUAAAUAUGAUAUGUUUCUUGAGGUUAUGAAAGACUUCAAGGCACAAAGGACUGAUACAUCUGGUGUGAUUGCACGAGUCAAGGAGUUGUUUAAAGGGCAUAACAAUUUGAUUUUCGGGUUUAACACGUUUCUGCCUAAGGGAUUUGAGAUAACUCUUGAUGAAGUAGAAGAAGCUCCACCUAAGAAAACUGUUGAGUUUGAAGAAGCUAUAUCUUUUGUUAAUAAAAUUAAGAAACGGUUCCAGAACGAUGAAGAUGUGUAUAAGUCUUUCUUGGAGAUCUUAAAUAUGUAUCGGAAGGAUGAUAAGGACAUCACUGAGGUUUACAAUGAGGUAGUAUCGGCUCUUUUUGAGGACCACCUGGAUUUGCUUGAAGAGUUUACGAGGUUUCUGCCAGAGUCGUUGGCGCCUCAUUCAGCAGCCCAGUUAAUACGUAGUCAGGCCCAACGGUAUGAUGACCGAAGAUCUGGCCCUCCUCUUGUGCGUAGAAUGUUAAUAGAAAAGGAUCGCCGACGAGAAAAACCUGUUGCUUCUCGGAGUGACCGUGAUCAUAGUGUUGACCGUUCUGACCUUAAUGAUGAUAAAGCAAUGGUUAAGAUGCACAGAGAGCCCAAGAAACGAGUCGAUAAGGAGAAUAGAGAAAGGAGAAGCCGUGAUUUGGACGAUGGAGAAGCAGAGCAAGAUAACUUGCACCAUUUCUCAGAGAAAAGGAAGUCAUCCAGAAGAACGGAGGGCUUUGAAGCUUACUCCGGUCCUGCUUCACAUUCGGAGAAAAACAAUCUAAAAAGCAUGUACAACCAAGCAUUUGUGUUUUGUGAGAAAGUAAAGGAGAGAUUAUGCAGCCAAGAUGAUUAUCAGACGUUCUUGAAGUGUCUCAAUAUAUUCAGCAAUGGAAUUAUCCUUAGGAAAGAACUGCAGAAUUUGGUUUCCGAUCUGCUUGGAAAAUUCCCUGAUCUCAUGGAGGAGUUCAAUCAGUUUUUCGAGCGUUGUGAGAGUACUGAUGGUUUCCAGCACCUCGCUGGCGUUAUGAGCAAAAAAUCACUUAGCAGUGAAGAACAUUUAUCCAGGUCAGUGAAGGGGGAGGAGAAGGAAAGAGAACACAAACGCGACCUUGAUGCUGCUAAGGAAAAGGAGCGUUCCAAGGAAAAGUACAUGGGGAAAUCUAUUCAAGACCUUGAUCUAUCUGAUUGCGAGCGUUGCACUCCUAGCUACCGGCACCUCCCAUCGGAUUAUCCAAUACCUUCGGUGCGCCACAGACAGAAAUUAGGGGCUGCUGUUUUAAAUGAUCACUGGGUUUCUGUCACCUCAGGAAGUGAAGACUACUCUUUUAAGCACAUGCGCAGAAACCAAUAUGAAGAAAGUUUGUUUAGAUGUGAAGAUGACAGAUUUGAGUUGGAUAUGCUGUUGAAAUCUGUGGAUUCUGCUGCGAAAAGUGCAGAAGAGUUGUUGAAUAAUAUAAUUGAGAAGAAAAUAAGUAGCUCCUUCCGGGUUGAAGACCACUUCACAGCCCUAAAUUUAAGGUGCAUAGAGAGACUUUAUGGCGACCAUGGUCUUGACGUGACAGACCUAAUACGUAAGAAUCCAACCGCUGCACUUCCUGUAAUUCUUACUCGUUUGAAGCAGAAACAAGAAGAAUGGACAAAAUGCCGUGAAGAUUUUAAUGUGGUCUGGGCGGAUGUGUAUGCGAAAAAUCAUUACAAGUCACUUGAUCACCGCAGCUUCUAUUUUAAGCAGCAAGAUUCUAAGAACUUGAGUGCAAAAGCGCUGGUGACUGAAAUCAAGGACCUGAAAGAGAAGUCUCAGGAAGAAGAUGAUGCUCUUCUGUCUGUAGCUGCUGGUCACAGACAACCCAUAAAUCCUCACCUCGAGUAUGAAUAUUACGACAGGACUAUUCAUGAAGAUCUAUUCAAACUAGUCCAGUUUUCGUGUGAAGAGAUAUGUUCUACAAAGGAACAGAUCGGCAAAGUUCUGAGGCUCUGGAAAAAUUUCUUGGAGCUGAUCCUUGGUGUUCCACCCAGGGCCAAGGGGUCAAAUUCUGUUGAAGAUGUUGUAGAAACCAAGCAUCACGGUGUACUAACGAGUGGGGAGGUUAAUGUGAGUUCUGACUCAACAAAUUUGGUUUCGAGGCAACUAAAGUUUACUGCCAAUGGAGAUGAGUGUGCUUCAUCUGGGGUCUCCAAACAUAGCGCGACUGGUUUGUUAAAGAGGGAUUCUUCAGCGAAAGAAAAUUGUAAGGAUGGUGAUCCUGCUAAUAAAGAUGUUGCCACCUGUUCUACUGUAAAACCCCAGAAAGAUCAAGAAAAUAGAAAUGGAACCGAUAAACAAUCUGGAGGUGUUGAUGACAGAGUAGCCACAUUCCCAAGUGGGGUAGAAAACAAUAAUGGUAAAGUAGGGAGUGGAGAUUUGUCAGGUUCACGUGGCAUUUUGUCCAAACCAGGUGACGCCAUAGAGAGCACUGAUACCAUUCAGCAUACUCAGGCGCGUAAUAUUGGCAGAACUAUAGUUAUAACAAAUGGAUUGCUGCCAGAUGCUUCUAAAGCCAACAGUAAUUAUGGUGAACCUGGUGGUCCAUCCAAUAUUGAGAAGGAGGAAGGUGAAUUGUCACCUAUAGGCGAUUCUGAAGACAACUUUGUUGUUUAUGAAGAUCGUGGUUUGAAGUCUACUGUCAAGGCAGAACAUUCUGUUGAAGCUGAAGGAGAAAAUGAUGAUGAUGCUGACGAUGAAGAUGGUGAUGAUGCUUCAGAAGGUGGUGAGGACGCGUCGGGAACUGAAUCUGUUGGCGACGAAUGUUCACAAGACGGUAAUGGUAUGGAGGAAGAGGGUGAGCAUGAUGAGAUUGAUGGUAAAGCUGAAAGUGAAGGAGAGGAAAUGGAUUCGCAUCUUAUAGAAGAAGACAAUCGGUUGCUUCCAUUGUCAGAACGUGUUCUGUUAUCCGUUAAGCCUCUUUCAAAGCAUGUAGCUGCAGCAGCGUUGCUUGAUGAGAGACGAAAAGAUUCCAGAGUAUUCUACGGGAAUGACGACUUUUAUGUUCUUUUCAGGCUUCAUCGAAUCCUGUACGAGAGAAUUUUGUCUGCAAAAACAUAUUGCACAGGCGGUGAAAUGAAUCGGAGAAACACUAAAGAUACUAGUUCACCAGAUCCUUAUGCAAGGUUUAUGAGUGCUCUGUUUAGUCUGCUUAAUGGCUCAGCUGAAAAUUCCAAGUUUGAGGAUGAAUGUCGCGCUAUUAUUGGAAACCAAUCAUAUGUUUUAUUCACGUUGGAAAAACUUAUAUACAAACUGGUUAAACAGCUUCAAGCUAUUGUAGCGGACGAUAUGGAUAAUAAGCUUCUUCGGCUGUAUGAGUACGAGAAAUCACGGAAACCUGGGAGGGUCAUUGACUCAGUGUAUUAUGAAAACUCGAGGAUUCUCCUUCACGAGGAAAAUAUUUAUCGGUUGGAAUGUUCGUCCUCUCCACCUCGUUUGUCAAUCCAGCUUAUGAAUAAUAUAGUCGAAAAGCCAGAGGCUUGUGCAGUUUCCAUGGAUCCCACGUUUGCAAGUUAUCUGCAAAAGGAGUUUCUUUCCAACUCAUCAGGGAAAAAAGUAGUGCCACAGGCCAUUGUGUUACAAAGGAACAUGCGUGGAUACUCUGGUCUGGAUGAUCUUGCAAUAGCCUGCAAGGCAAUGGAAGGUGUAGAAGUAAUUAAUGGCCUUGAGUGCAAGAUGUCUUGCUCUUCCUACAAGAUAUCGUAUGUUUUGGACACGGAGGAUUUCUUCCACAGGAAGAGGAAGAAGCAGAAGAAGAGCGAGAACUCGUCACAUGACAGAUCAUUAUCGCAGCAACGCAAGUUGUACAGAAUAGAAAGAUUCCACAAGUUUCUCUCGGCUCCAAGAUAACAGACAACAACAACAACAACAAGAACAUCAAAAGCCGAUCUUUUAUUUACUUCAACACACAAGGAAGGUUACAGGCAGACCAAGUUCUCUCUCUGCAGACCUUCCCAGGAAUAAAAAGAAGUUACAAUACUUUCUCGUUAGUAUUCUGUGAAGAAGUUCCUUGCACAGUAGUGUGUAUUUAUCUAAUUUGUAUCUUGAUUUAGGUAAUGUGUGGAUGUAAAUAUUGGAGAACACAUACAUGUGGUUAUCCUCUUGGUUUGUAUUUACAAACAUAGAAAUGUUCCAAAGAGAGAUUCUCUCUUUUUAU